AUAUGUGGUGGCUAACUAUUCUUCCUUGUCUAAGUAAUAUUUAUAAGUUUAUCAUAAUCACCUGCAUUUUCUAAAAUGGCCAUCGAAGAUUGUGAUGUUUUUCUGAGCUUCAGAGGGGAUACACGCAACAAUUUUACUUGCUACUUGUACGAGGAGUUGAAACGCCAAGGAUUUCAGCCAUUCAUGGACAGAGCAAACAUAGGCAUUGGAGAUGAUAUUCAUGGGAUCAUCAAGAAAGCAAUCAAAUACUCCAAAAGUGCAAUUGUUGUUAUAUCAGAUAAUUAUCCAUCUUCUAGCCACUGCUUGAAUGAGCUAGUGCAUGUACUUGAAAGAAACCGAACGUCCAAGUAUUUUAUCAUUCCGAUAUUCUAUUACGUCGAAGCUAGAAAUGUGAAGUAUCAGUUGGGCAAGUUCGGUGCUGCUUUUGAGCAUGUUAAAAAGCGAGAGAGCAAUGAAAAGGUGAAAGAAUGGAGAGCAGCGCUUGCAGAAGUCGGAGAUAUAUUAGCUGAAGAAAUUAACGAAAAAGAUCCACGUACAGAGAGCAAGAUCAUCGCAGAUAUAGUUGCCUCGUUUGCGCAGAAAUACUCAGAGCAUUACCUGAAAUGGCCAGAAUCCAAAGCAUCCAGUGCCAGCAUUAUUUCACCGCAAAAUAAAGGACAAAAUGUGCCAACAGAAUAUUGUUUUGAUAUCGAAGAAGGAUUACUACAGGUUACCAAAGACAAUGCACAAUUCAGAACAAACAAGUACGAAAACAUGACGUUCAGAUCAUGGAUGAAGGACUGGAUAAUCCACAAUCCCAAAUUCUUUAUUGUUAUAGUUAUCGUUGUCAUUUUUAUUAUCAUAUCUACGGUUGUUACUUCUAUAUAUAUCCACAUUGAGUCAAGUGCAGUUGAUACAGUAAGUACAAUUUAUAAGGACCUCUCGACAACAUUAAAGGACCUGGAUGCAGAGACGACAUGGGAUCCUAAGAACUUCCCGGUGACAUUAAAGGAUGCGGAGCCCUGGGCUAAGAUCAUUCUGACAGCAUUCAAGGACUUGGAUUCUGAGAACAUUCUGACAGCAUUUAAGGACUUGGAUUCUGAGAAAAUUCUGACAGCAUUGAAGGACUUGGAUUCUGGGACAACGGAAUCAAUAUAGAAAAAUCCUAAGAAAUUUCCAAGAACACGUCCUGUCUGAUUCUUUACUGGUUAAUUAAUGAUUACUAGUUAUGACAUUGAUCAAAGCAAAUUUAAUUUUUAGUACUGUAACUCUUUUCUCCCUAAAUUUGUAAUAUACUAAUUGGUUUGAUAGUAACAGGAGUAGUUAUAACGAGGCAAU
Molecule: messenger RNA, 1317 nt
Organism: Daucus carota subsp. sativus
Lineage: Eukaryota; Viridiplantae; Streptophyta; Magnoliopsida; Apiales; Apiaceae
Product: probable disease resistance protein At4g19530
Exons: 2
Coding region: 76-1137 (353 amino acids)
Biological process (GO): signal transduction
Source: RefSeq, a predicted model, not a curated record